Molecule: messenger RNA, 564 nt
Organism: Zymoseptoria tritici IPO323
Lineage: Eukaryota; Fungi; Ascomycota; Dothideomycetes; Mycosphaerellales; Mycosphaerellaceae
Exons: 2
Coding region: 126-428 (100 amino acids)
Source: RefSeq, a predicted model, not a curated record
CCACCAAACUUGUUCAGCGGUCGACAUGCAUUUCUCACGCUCGGCGCGCUCCAAGAAUGGUCCACGCUCGAACAGCGGUACAGCAACAUGACAAGUGACUUCGCCAUCACCUCCGAUGGCCGAACAUGCUCGAGGCAAUGUGCCCGAGAGAUCCCAAGGAAGCGACGGAAAUGACGCUCGAGCCGUCCGAGUACCACGAGGAUGUCAUCAUCGCCUUGGUCGAAUACACGUACAACUUCGACCACGAGAGCAAUGACUACGAGUCUGCAUCCUCAUCCACGCCCGCAAUCCACGUCCACCUCGCGGUACUCGCCGAAAAGUACAACAUCCCGCUGCAGAAUCUCGCAGUCACGAAAGUCAAGGCAGCAUCGACCGACAAACACAACAUUCCACUGGUUCACAAUCCUGCAGCCACUGAAGUGCGGUGAUGAAGAGAAAGAAUAAAAACGCUCGACUGGUCCGAAGAACAGGAGAAUUGCAUCGCGAUCCUGGUGGUACAUUUGGAGAAUUUGGAGAAUUUGGAGAACUUCUGGCGCGAUAAAUUGGUACGAGUCUCAUCUUUCU